GGCGCCUCCUGCUCACAAUGGGGCCCGGUGUGCCCCUCAGCGCGGCCCCCGAGUUCUUCUCCGGGGCUCCUCCGUCCUGCACCGGCCCGAGGGCGGGUCUCCUCUCGCUCUCCGCUCCGGCAGCGCUGCCUGGCCGCCCCUCAGGGGUGCCCCUCACGCCCGCCGCCCGCGGACAAAAUGGCGGCUCCUGGGCGGCAGGAGCGCGCAUGCGCGGGAGCGCGGCGGCGGAGCACGUGCGCGGGCGGGAGAGCGCCGGGACGGACCGGGACGGGCACCGGGAGAGAGGCCGGGAUGGACCGGGAUAUACCGGGAGAGAGGCCGGGAUGGACCGGGAUAUACCGGGAGACAGGCUGGGAUGGACCGGGACGGGCACCGGGAGAGAGGCUGGGAUGGACCGGGACGGGCACCGGGAGAGAGGCUGGGAUGGACCGGGAUAUACCGGGAGAGAGGCCGGGAUGGACCGGGAUAUACCGGGAGAGAGGCCGGGAUGGACCGGGAUAUACCGGGAGAGAGGCUGGGAUGGACCGGGACGGGCACCGGGAGAUAGGCCGGGAUGGACCGGGACGGGCAGCGGGAGAGAGGCUGGGAUGGACCGGGACGGGCACCGGGAGAGAGGCUGGGAUGGACCGGGAGGGGCACCGGGAGAGAGGCUGAGAUGGACCGGGACGGGCACCGGGAGAGAGGCCGGGAUGGACCGGGACGGGCACCGGGAGAGCGCCGGGACGGACCGGGAUGGGCACCGGGAGAGAGGCUGGGACGGACCGGGACGGGCACCGGGAGACAGGCUGGGAUGGACCGGGACGGGCACCGGGAGAGAGGCUGGGACGGACCGGGACGGGCACCGGGAGAGAGGCCGGGACGGACCGGGACGGGCACCGGGAGAGAAGCUGGGACAGACCGGGACGGGCACCGGGAGAGAGGCCGGGAUGGACCGGGACGGGCACCGGGAGAGAGGCUGGGACGGACCGGGAUAUAGCGGGAUAGAGAUGGGGAUAGAUCAGGAUGGGCACGGGAAUAAACCCGGGGAUGGACCGGGACGGGCAGGGCACCGGGAGAGAGGCUGGGUGGAACAGGAUGGGCACGGGGAUAAACCCGGGGAUGGACCGGGAUAGAGACGGGGAUAGAUCAGGAUGUGCCCCGGGAUAAACCCCGGGAUAGACCCGGAUACACGCUGCGGAACCCUGGUGUAGAGGCGGG
Messenger RNA from Taeniopygia guttata (zebra finch), 1197 nucleotides. The record is from RefSeq and is a predicted model, not a curated record. NCBI's taxonomy places the organism in Eukaryota, Metazoa, Chordata, Aves, Passeriformes, Estrildidae.